Molecule: messenger RNA, 2435 nt
Organism: Chinchilla lanigera (long-tailed chinchilla)
Lineage: Eukaryota; Metazoa; Chordata; Mammalia; Rodentia; Chinchillidae
Gene: Tmem231
Product: transmembrane protein 231
Exons: 7
Coding region: 82-1032 (316 amino acids)
Biological process (GO): regulation of protein localization; cilium assembly
Cellular component (GO): ciliary membrane; ciliary transition zone
Source: RefSeq, a predicted model, not a curated record
GGCAACCAGGAGAAGCCAAACUUGGUCAUCCCUUUGGAAUCGCGCGGGAGUCCCAGCGCGCGAGCCGACCGCGCGGCGCUCAUGGCGCUCUACGAGCUCUUCUCCCACCCCGCAGAGCGCGGCUAUCGCGCGGGGCUCUGCUCCAAGGCCGCGCUGUUCCUGCUGCUGGCCGCCGUGCUCACCUACAUCCCGCCGCUGCUGGUGGCCUACCGGAGCCACGGCUUUUGGCUGAAGCGCAGCAGCUACGAGGAGCAGCCGACCGUGCGCUUCCUGCACCAGGUGCUGCUCGUGGCCCUGCUGCAACCCGAGCAGGGCGGCUUCCUCGCCUGGAGCACGUUCCCCGCCUUCAACCGGCUGCAGGGGGACCGGCUGCGCGUCCCGCUCGUCUCGACUCGAGAAGAAGACAGGAACCAGGAUGGGAAGACAGACGUGCUGCAUUUUAAACUGGAGCUUCCCCUGCAGCCCACUGAGCACGUCCUCGCCGUGCAGCUCAUCCUGACCUUCUCCUACCAGCUGCACAGGAUGUCAACGUUCGUGAUGCAGAGCAUGGCCUUUAUCCAGUCCUCCUGCGCGGUGCCCGGGUCCCAGCUGUACGUGAACGGAGACCUGAGGCUGCAGCAGAAGCAGCCGCUAAGCUACAGUGGCCUGGACGUCCGAUACAACGUGUCUGUGAUCAACGGGACCAGCCCUUUCGCCCAAGACUACGACCUCACCCGCAUUGUGGCCGCCUACCAGGAAAGGAAUGUCACCACCGUCCUGAGCAACCCCAGCCCCAUCUGGCUGGUGGGCAGGGCCGCCGAAGCUCCCUUUGUGCUGAACGCCGUCAUUCGAUACCCUGUGGAAGUCGUUUCCUAUCAGCCGGGGUUCUGGGAGAUGAUCAAGUUUGCCUGGGUUCAGUAUGUCAGCAUCCUGCUCGUCUUCCUCUGGGUGUUUGAAAGAAUCAAAAUAUUCGUGUUUCAGAACCAGGUGGUGACCACGAUCCCUGCGCCAGCCGCGUCGCAGGGAGACUUGUACAAGGAGCACUUGUCCUGAGAAGGCCGCUUCUGAAGACUCGGCAGCCCCGGGCCCUCGCUGUCGUGUGAAGAGCGCCGUGGCCGCCUGUGGCCCUGUGUGGCUUCCCCGCCGAGGCGCAGCUCUUUCCACAUCUGCUGUACCCCAGUUCUGUAUCUGCCAAGCGCUGGCCAAAACCACUGGGCACCGGGCAGUGGGGAGGCCCGAGGGCUCCAGAGGCCAUAAUUCGUGGUUUUUGCGUGUUUGCUUGCCUUGCCCUUGAAUUUCAGGAGAACCUUCCAGUCAGUCCAGGCAUCUUGGAAGGAGUCCCAUUUCUGGGCGAGCAGAGACGCUCGCUCUUUUGAACUGGGAGCACUGGGCGUCUCUUCUCCCUUUUGUAAUCCACUCUGACUCCUUUCUGGCCUCUCAUGAUGAAUAUGCAAAUCCCGAGCAACUUCUGCUCCGGGGAUCUACAGUUCCCAUUCAGAGCUUUGAUUUCCAGAAGGAGCCCUUCAGCUGGCGGGCCCUAGAGCAAGCACUGCACACUGUGGGGAGGGGGGCAACACCAGGACCGUCCACCUGCCCUCGGCCCGACGGCAGUGUCCGUCAGCAGCCCAGCUGAACCGCCCUCGCGCCCGCCCUGCCAUGGCUGGCUCCUUGCCGCGCCUCUGCCCCGGGCCCGCGCCCCUGGCUGCAGGCUGCAGCAGAAGUGCUGUUUCACUGGGCCCCUCAGUAGCGGUGGGUGGUGCAAGGGUUGUAACAACAGGUUCUUUCUCUGGCCCUCACCCAAAAGCCUGGACACCCCCCCCACAGCCCACCCCCUUCCUGAGAGGACGUGGGUGACAGAGGAGGCUUUGUUGGGGUUGGCUCCGCUGCCCGACGGCCACAGCGUUCCUUUGGAGGGCUCGUGCGAAGCCCAGAUCCUUGCGCUGCCCUUGACUAAGAACAGGUUGCCCAGCACAGGGGCAGCUUUGCGGGGCACGUGAGGAGCAGGAGGAGCUGAAGAGGCUGCUGGGCUGGCUCGGCAUGCAGUCCAGCCUGGCCGUUAGCAGGAAGACAAGCAGUCCGGCAGCCGGACGACCCCCUUGGCUGAGCUGCUGUCUGCAGGGAGGGAGGCGGCUAGAAAGGGCCUCUUGUGCGGAAGACAUUGGUUUUUCAGCCCAUUCCCACCCUGGGCAAGGGUGCAGCCUCCUCAGAGGCCGGAUGGGGCUGUGUUACAGUCCCCAGCAUGUCAUCAGCACUGAAGAGACACCCUCUGUGACCCACACUUCCUGCCCAGCUACAAACACUCGUCAGUGUGUGCCUCAGUUUACCUUGAGGAUUCAGUUAUUAUUUCCAAAGCACCUUUUCUUUCAAGCGGACCAAAGUAAGAGUUUUUUGUUUUUGUUUUUUUCUUUUUGAGACACAAUCUUGCUACAUACUUCAAACUGGCCUUGAGCUCACUA